Oryza sativa Japonica Group (Japanese rice) is the source of this 5090-nucleotide messenger RNA. NCBI's taxonomy places the organism in Eukaryota, Viridiplantae, Streptophyta, Magnoliopsida, Poales, Poaceae. The record is from RefSeq and is a predicted model, not a curated record.
UUCGUCUCCCCCACGCUCUCCUCUCUACCCAAACCCUCCCUUUCCUCCCCCAAUUCUCCAUUUCUCCUAGCUCGCCGGAAACCCUAAGCGGGCCACCUCGCGCCGCGGCGGGCCGGCGAGCGAUCGCAUUGGGCGGCGGCGGCGAUGGCGACCCACGCCCCCAAGGGCUACCUCUGCGCGGGGAGCUCGUCGUUCGAUGAUCCCGACGUGGUCGAGGUGACGCCGGCGGCGGCCGCGGCAGGGGGGUGGAGCUCCGGCCACCAGAAGCGGAAGCGGAGUCAGGUUGUUCCUCAUGAAGUAAUUGAACUGGAUGCUGAUGAUGAUCCUGAUGGAGUUGUGAUUAUUGGUGAAAAAUCAUCAGUUGAUAAGAAUAAGCAAGCUGUUGGAUAUCCUAUAGACUGGCUAAAGCAUGCAAAGAGUAGUUUGGCUGGUGAAAUUGCUGGCCCAAGUUCCUACCCAUCAAAAAAUCCUGAUAUAUUACUUGGUGGCCUGAAAAUAUUUCAAGAGAACCCAUUUUACAACAACAUUGAUGACUAUGCUUAUGAGGCAUUUGAAGAAGAUUAUGGUUAUGAUGAAGAUGAGUAUGAUGAUUACGAUUAUGAUAGUACACUUUAUGAAAGUGAAUAUAACUUCACUUUGGCUUCCAAGUUUGAUGGUUUGGAUAUCCCACCUGGUGUGGAGGCUCCUUUACCAUGGUUGCAGACGACUGCGGCAGAGAUGGCAAAUAAGACCAAACCUGUGAACAUGAUGGAUGAUAAAAUUGAUGAAAAAUACAGUGCAUUUAAGCAAUUCGAUACUGUUGAUGAUCACAGUGAUCAUUAUUAUUCGAAGCCAGAUUUAAGAAAGGUUCAGGUAGUGAAAAAGCCUUCAAAAGAAUGGGCAAAGCGUAUUCAGCACGAGUGGAAAGUUCUAGAAAAAGAUUUACCAGAUACCAUAUUCGUGAGGGCAUAUGAGGAUAGAAUGGACCUGCUUAGAGCUGUUAUUACGGGACCAGCAGGCACUCCCUAUCAUGAUGGUCUCUUCUUCUUUGACAUUUACUUCCCUCCUCAUUAUCCGAGUGUACCUCCACUGGUGAACUAUCGGUCUGGUGGGUUGCGGCUUAAUCCAAACUUGUAUGCUUGCGGGAAGGUGUGCCUUAGCCUGUUGAACACCUGGUCUGGUAGUGGAUGUGAGAGGUGGAGUCCUUCAAACUCAACAAUGCUACAAGUCCUGGUCUCAGUUCAGGCUUUGGUGUUGAAUGCCAAACCUUAUUUCAAUGAGCCUGGAUAUGCCAUGCAUGCUAAUACACCUCAUGGCGAGAAGAGUUCAUUAACUUAUAAUGAAGAUACUUUCCUGCUAUCCUGCAGGACAAUGCUAUAUUCUCUGCGAAAUCCACCAAAGCAUUUUGAGGAUUUUAUCGCCGGUCAUUUCCGCAAGUAUGGCCAGAGCAUCCUGAUAGCUUGCAGAGCCUAUCUGGACGGUGCCCAAGUUGGAUGUCUUGUUGGAAAUGGUGUGCAGGAUGUCGAUGAGGGCGACAAGAGCUGCUCGGCGAGGUUUAAGAGCGCGCUGAAGAGAUUAUUUGAGGAACUUCUGAUGGAAUUCACUGUCAAGGGAGCAGAGUGUGACAAAUUCCUAGCUGAGAAGGCCAAAGCCGCGGCUUCUAGAGCUCCAGCAGACACCACAUUGAGAUCCCUGCUUCUACGCUGGAAUUCAGCUAGAAUGCUAGAUUAUCAGUUGUAUUUUUACACAUAUUCUUCUAAUAGUAGGUAUUGGGCCUUAGAAGGUAGUGCCUUUGGGCCUUCGCAUGGCCCAUGUCUUUGGCCCACUAAGCGAACCGUCGGUUCAAAAUCAGCAGGUUCACCGGUUUUCGUUAAAAGCCGUCCGGUUCAUCCGGUUCACCCCGGUUCAACUGUACAAACGGUCUUUGAAGCAAACCGAACCGGCGAAGUCCCUGGUUCCGGUUUUUCCCGGUCGAACCGCCGGGCCGGUCCGGUUUUUUGUACUAUGCUUAAACCCCACAAAGUCAAGAGGCUGAUGCGACUGCUUCCUCCCCUCCACCUCUCCAUUUCCUUCGGGAAAUCCUCCCCACCAAAACAAACCAAGAGAGAGGAGCGGAGAUCUCACAACUCCGCCUCCUCCCAAAUGGCGCCGCCGCGCCGCGAUCCAAACCCUAACCACCUCCUCCUCGUUGCCGUACUCCUCCUGCUGGUCCCUGCCACGGUGGCGGCGGCGGCAACCUACUCGGAUCACUGCCACGGCCUCCCCUCCGCGCCCGACCUCGCGGGCGGCGGCGGCGGCGGCGAGGGAGGCGCUGAUCCGACCUCGCUGCGCCUCUCCCUCCAGCUCAACACCGGCUACUUCUCCGGCGGCGGGGCGCGGCUGUUCGGCCCCGACCUCUCCAUCCCGCCCCGCUCCUUCUCCUUCCUCCCCUCCUCCGUGGUGCGCACCACCGACGCCUCCCUCCUCCACGUCUCCGCCACGCUCACCGUGUCGGGCGGCCGGAGGAGGAGGCCGCCGAACGAUGGGCGGCACCUCCUCGUCGAGUACGACGGCCAGGCGCACCGCUUCCGCCCCCGCCUCCCCCGCUUCGCCGGCCGCCGCGGCUCCGUCACGUUCGGCCUCGAGGGGUACUACUCGUCUGCCUCCGGCGAGCUCUGCAUGGUCGGCACCGGCUCCGGCCGCGCCGCCGACGGCACGGCGGUGAACCUCCUCUCCGCCGUGCUCCGCGUCCGCUACCCCGGCCGCGCCAACCUGACGCGCCCCUUCGUCACCGGCAGCCUCGAGAGCACCGACUCCCCCAGCUUCUUCGAGCCCGUCUCUCUCGUCACCUACGCCGAGGAGGGAUACGCGUACGCGGAGAGCGCCUCGUGCCCGCCGCCGCCCACCGGUAGGCUCGACGCGCUCCAGGUGUUCGAAGGUAGUAAAUUCUCAUGCGCACACCUCAGUUCGCUGUUCAAGGCGACGUUCAGGCUCGACUACACCAACGGCAGCAGCGAGUCGACCGCCUCAUCGCUGGGGCUUCACCAGAGGUUCAUGUUCAUCAACCGGAUGCGAUGUGCCGACAAUGGCGCAGUGCGAGCUUAUGUGGUGUUCGCGAAUCAGACAGAUGUAUCGGCAUACUACUUUAUGCUUGGUGAGAAGGCCAUGGUAGUGGAGGGUUUCUGGGACGAGAAGAGGAGCAGGCUGUGUCUCAAAGGGUGUCACGUUGUGAAUUCGGGACCAUCCCGUGCGGAUUUGGCGGUGGGCGAGUGUGGGAUUGGGAUGAGCUUCUGGUCCCCCGCUGUGUGGUCACUACAGGAACGGAGCUUUGCUGCAGGUUUGGUCUGGAACACGAGCCUGAAGAGCGGUGAGGGCAUAGCUGCAAGCUCCAACACAAUAGCUCCAUACUUUAGGGGAAGUCUUUCGGGUCUGAAGUAUAACUACACCAAGGUUGAUGAGGCAAAGAAGUAUUAUGAGAAGUAUGGCUUGAACAAGAAGAGAAAGGGAAAGUUCCCUGAUAGCAAUUCAUAUCGGGACUUAACAUUCCGGUUCUUCUUGCAGAAAGGAGGGGGCUCUGGAUAUGCAUCACCAGUCACAAUUGGGUCAAUGCUAUAUGAUGGGAACUCUUUGGUUGAUUCAGAUCAUUCCUAUCAUAUAAUGACAGAGACGAAUCAUAGGUUACUUAAUGUCAGCUAUGACAUUCACUAUGUCGGGAAUUGGUCGCUAGAAACAUUUCGCCGUCAGCAUAUCUCUGCAGAGGGUGUUUAUGAUGCUAAGACAGGCUCCUUGUGUAUGAUUGCUUGUCGGGUGGUUAAUAUCUCGUUGGACUGUGAAAUUCUUGUAACUGCUCAGUUUUCUCCUUUGGAUACAAAAGUAGCACAGCAUGUCAAGGGGACAAUUAGAAGCUUGAGGAAGAAGACUGACCCUCUUUUCUUUGAACCGCUGGACAUUGCUUCGUAUGGGUUGUACAUAGACAAAGUGGAUGAGUCGAUGUGGAGAAUGGACUUGGAAAGCACCAUGGCCCUGAUCUCGAUGACACUAUCCUGUUUGUUCAUUGCUGUGCAACUGUUCCAUGUCAAGAAGGUUCCUGAAGCGCUUCCUGCCAUGUCAAUCACCAUGCUUGUAGUUCUCUCUUUGGGUUACAUGAUACCUCUUGUGUUGAACUUUGAGGCCCUCUUCAAGAACAGUAACAAACAGACAUUUCCACUUUCAGGUGGUGGUUGGCUUGAGGUGAAUGAAGUCAUUGUGCGAAUCAUUACCAUGGUAACCUUUCUGAUGCAGUUACGACUUCUUCAAUUGGCAUGCUCUGCACGUUCCAUGGAUGUAAGCAAAGAUCAAUCAUGGGCUGCUGAGAAGAAAGUGCUUUGGAUAUGCUUGCCACUGUACAUUAUAGGUGCAGUCGCAGCUUGGGUUGUUCACAUGCAAUUUAACAACAACCGAAGGAUGCUUAGAAAGGUUGCUCGCUUACCUCGGGUUAAUAGACAUGCAUUCUGGGAGGACCUUGUGUCAUAUGGGGGAUUAAUACUCGACGGGUUCUUGCUCCCUCAGGUUAUCUUAAACGCAUGCUUAGGCUCCAAAGUGAAGGCACUUUCCCCGGGAUUUUACAUUGGAAGCACCAUGAUUCGUGCGCUACCUCAUGUGUAUGAUGUGUUCAGGGCUAAGCAUUUUGUGCCCAGCUUGAGACCAUUUUACAGGUAUGCAAACCCUCGCGAUGAUCUCUUCAGCCUUGCAUGGGACAUUGCCAUACCAUGUGGAGCAAUACUGCUGUCGGUUCUUCUGUUCCUUCAGCAGCGGUUUGGAGGCGCUUUCUUCAUUUGUUCGAAGAACAGGAAGGCAAGUGAAUAUGAAAUGGUUUCCACAGUUAGCUCUUAACAAGUUUUCAUCUGUGCAAGAGAAAUAUAGAGAAGGUUUCUAUAGGCUAAGAAAUAGGUUGCUUCUUAUGUCUAUGUUUGCUUUACACACUUACAUACCUGCCUUGUUGAAGCAAAAUUACAUACAAAAGAAGCUAUUCAGGUUGGGCAUUCAGCAAUAAUGUUUAAAAUGCUCCGUUCAUUUCUAUGUGCUACUAGUCAGUUUACAAUUACGCUGUUAUUAUUCUGGUAUUCAGAGGCAGUCGAGGUGGAUUUCUGACC